AUGUUCUCGAGUUUUAGCUCGAGAAUUGGCAGAGUGCUUGACUGCCAUUCAAAUCAGACUAGAUUAGAGCCCGACUUCGAGUAUCCACCUCUUGGAAGAGAGAAGAUUUCUCGCGAGCUAACGUUUUGUGAACGAUCUGCAAAGUCGGCUGCCGCUCGUUGUGAGCAAGCAAUCCAAUCUAGAGCUAAUGGAGUUGUGGAGAUUGUCCAUGUUGCGGUCGAAUAUACUCUUCGUGAUGAAGUAGUAGGUCGGGUUCUUCAUGCUGCUAUCGGGGAUAAUACCCAAGUGACUCAUUUGAGACGAACUAUCUCGUUGAGGUCGAAUAGCGAACAAUGA
Microthlaspi erraticum is the source of this 336-nucleotide messenger RNA. The record is from the annotation of a GenBank genome assembly. NCBI's taxonomy places the organism in Eukaryota, Viridiplantae, Streptophyta, Magnoliopsida, Brassicales, Brassicaceae.